Entrophospora sp. SA101 is the source of this 537-nucleotide messenger RNA. The record is from the annotation of a GenBank genome assembly. Lineage: Eukaryota; Fungi; Glomeromycota; Glomeromycetes; Entrophosporales; Entrophosporaceae.
AUGGAGGCCAUUUACAUAAAAGAAUGGGGUGUGGCUCUAAGAAAAAAUAUUUCCAACCAGCCAGAUUUAUCAAAUAAUAUUAUACCAACUCAACUGAUGAUACAAAUAGCAUUCAAAUUAUCUAAAAUAGAUUUAAGCAAUGCAAAAAAGGCAACUAUGUUAAAAAAUGAUGAAUGCAAUAAUAUUGGAAAUAUAAUUGGUGAAUCAUUAUGGCAAUCAUGUGGAAUAAUAAAAGAAAAUUUACCAACUCUGCAAAAUCCACAAUUUCUCACACAUUCUCAGUUCUUUUUUAAUGGACUUAUCACUGCUAUUCAGCAAAAUUAUAUUGAUCUUGGAAAAAAAAAUGACAACAAAAAUGAUAAAGAUUUAGAAUUAUGGUGUAAAAGAAUUUCAAUUCAGAGCAAAACAAUCAACUAUUUGAAAGGAGAUGUUCAUAGGUUAUCUGAAUUUAUAGCAAAACAAGAAUUAUAUACUUCUAAAAUACAAUUCAUAGACCAGCUCUGCAAGGGUUUUGACAAAUUUGACAUUAGAUUUUAA